Aspergillus fischeri NRRL 181 is the source of this 1146-nucleotide messenger RNA. Its product is annotated as ankyrin repeat domain-containing protein. Bases 1 to 1146 code for a protein of 381 amino acids. The record is from RefSeq and is a predicted model, not a curated record. Gene Ontology annotation, molecular function: protein binding. NCBI's taxonomy places the organism in Eukaryota, Fungi, Ascomycota, Eurotiomycetes, Eurotiales, Aspergillaceae. The transcript has a single exon.
AUGUAUAUGUACCUUCUUGAUCUACCUACUGAGGUGCUCGUCAUCGUCACAGAAGCCCUCGGCAAAGCAUCAGAUAUGAACGCCUUCGUCCGAACGAGUCGCACGGCUUACAUCCGCCUCAACCACGUCCUCUACAACUUCGAUGUUCAGAGAAGAGGUGGAAAAGUCUUGGUAUGGGCCGCGCAGAAGAACAACCCACAUACCGCCAAAAAGUCCCUCCAGGCGGGCAUUAAAUCACUAAAUGGAUGGUUUCAGAGACCACUUAUGAUUAUGUCACGCUCUGGCUACACCGACAUGGUGCGAUUGUUAUUGGACGAAGGUGUUGAUCCGGAAACCAUAUUAUAUCCAGGCUCUCAAAUUGCAACGACUGCUUUAUACAUAGCAGCUAGCCAUGGCCAUGAUGCUAUUGUCCAGCUCCUGAUCGAAAAGGGCGCGAACGUCAAUCUCGAGAAAUCUCUUGGGCAACCGUUGGUGGUCGCUGUGAGUCAUAAUAGGAAGACUGUAGUCAGGAUUUUACUUGAGAAAGGUGCGGAUCCUAACGCCCGGCGAUAUGAUAAUAUGCCGGCGCUUUGCAUUGCAGUGACGAAGGGAUUUACGGAGAUUGUCGAGAUGCUACUGGACAUGGGUGCGCUUACAGAUCUGGGCGGUUCCUGGAUCCGUACUCCACUUCAAGAAGCAGUAAGGAAAAACCGCUUCAAAAUUACCCGGCUCUUGCUACAAAAAGGAGCAGAAGCAAAUGUGGGGUCCCAGACCUAUCGUGAUCUCCCGCCUCUGUUCAUGGCCGUGGCCGACGGCUAUGAGCGGCUACUGGGUCUGCUUUUGAAACACGGGGCGAACCCAAACGCUUGGAAUUCCUUGCCUCUGCAUCUUGCCAUAAUUGACAACAAGAUAGCCAUGGUCCGGUUGCUUCUCGCUCAUGGUGCCGAAGUCAAUCGCAAAGAUUCAGAGGGCCAAACCCCUUUGUGCUAUGCUAUUUACCAGCGCUAUGACCAUAUCGUCGAACUUCUGUUGCUUUACGAUGUCGACCCAGACGCCGAAACUCACGACGGCAUAACGCCAUUGAAGUUAGCCAACCAUUACAACAGGGAGGACUGGGUGCAAAAACUGAGUCAAAAGCGUGACGAACGCAAGUCAUCGCCCCCAUAG